Messenger RNA from Doryrhamphus excisus (bluestripe pipefish), 2075 nucleotides. RefSeq names its product transmembrane protein 59-like (gene tmem59l). The record is from RefSeq and is a predicted model, not a curated record. NCBI's taxonomy places the organism in Eukaryota, Metazoa, Chordata, Actinopteri, Syngnathiformes, Syngnathidae.
UGACGCGUGCACGAGCACACAGGCAAGCAGCAGCAGUAGCAGUAGAGCCAGACUGAAGCAUCUUCCUCCUCCUCCUCCUCAGCUUGAUCGCCACCGAACCUUCGACUCUCUUCCCCACUCCAGGCCGUCCUCAAGGCUCUCUGCUCCGGCCUAAGCAUGCUCGCCUCCUCGGCCCUGCUCGCGGUGCUCCUGGCGGGGCUCGCGGCCGCAGCGUCCUCGGUGGAAGUGUUCGAUAACCAGCUGGGCGACAUCAGCUACUGCAAGAAGCAAUGUCAGCUCGCCAUCAGAAACAGAAGCCCCGCUAAAGAUUCCAUAAUGAAUGCCUGCCACCGCGGGUGUCGCCUGUACUCCAUCUGCCAGUUUGUCAACGGCAACGCUGGUUUCAACACCAGCAAGGACGAGUGUCAGGGAGCCUGCCAGGAAGCUUAUGUCAAACUUCUGGAGCAGGAAGCCUGCAGUACCGGCUGCUCAAGCCAGCCCUCUGAGCCCGAGAUCAAGAGGAGAAAGCUCAAGGCCAUGACUCUGCGCCCCAAGCCGCCCUCAGUCAUGGAGGCUGUAUCCAGUUGGUGCAACGACAUCGUCAGCUCCGCCCAGAGUUUCAUCUCCUCCACUUGGACCUUCUACCUGCAGGCGGAUGACGGCAAGGUUGUUGUCUUUCAGAGCCAACCAGAGAUGGAAUACUCUCUUCCCGAGCUGCAGGCUCCUCGCUCCAACGUGGCUGACAGUCCUUGGCCUCCGGUGCACUCCCACACGCAGAAGCCUCACGGUGUGAGGGGGCGUGGUGAGAAGGGAGGAGCCAAAGCAGGAAGCAGGGGUAAACACCAGGUGCAGCACGUCGACGACACAGCGUCUGAACACGACUUCCUCGGCUGCAUGUCAAGACGUUCGGGUCUUCCUCGGUGGAUUUUAGCAGCGUGUCUGUUCUUGUCUAUCAUGGUCAUGUUGUGGCUCAGCUGUGCCAGCCUGGUGACCGCGCCAGAUCAGCACAUCAAAACGCAGCUGAGCAUCAAUGGGGAUAAGGAGUUUUUAGACAACGGCCGCCACAAGGUGAACCCGUACCACCUGAGUCCUCUGCUGGCUGUCAGCGUCAAGCAGGUGCCGGAGGAGGAGGACGGCCAGGAGGCGGGACCGCUGCCUGUGAAGGUGGACCUCAACAAGACACGUGUGUAAGAAGAAGAUGCUAAGAUGCUUUAAGACACGAGGAAGACUCACUCAAUCACUGGAUUUUUUAAAAAUGAUUUUUAAAGAGCAUGGCACCCUACAGUUCACUCAACAGACUUUAUGGAGGUAAUCUCAUCAAAUCCUGCUAACAUAAAGUUAACGGAGAGCUUCAACAUCUUUUCUCUCAUUAAUUCAAUCCACGUUAAAUGAAGAAGUAGAAUGAAAUGAAAGUGUAUUUAUUGUGACUAAAGAGUGUGAUUGAAGUGCCAUGCAUUGCCUGUUAAAUAUAUUGUAAGCUAAACUGAAGGAAGGCCUCGCCUACUACUAUUGUAUUAUUAUGAUUAUUCCCAUCAUGUUAUUGCUCUUACAGCAGUUUCAAGUAUACUGUAUGUGCCAUGUGCUUUCUUACAAUAAAUAGCUGACUAUUUUGUAUGUACCAGGAGCACAUACUGUACUAAAUAUACAAAGCAUUUUUUUAGUUUUUCUGAAGGAGCAGAGUUGCACAGUCGUAGAAACAUUUUAUUAUAUUAGUUUGUGCGUUUUUGCCGUCUUGUAAUGCUUUUUUUUUUUUUUUUUGAUGGCAGGCUGUAUGCCGACAAAUAAACCGUGCAUGCAAGAGUGAAGCUUCUUCAGCAGUUCAGUCCUCCUCUUACGGACACUUACUGUAGCUUUGUGACUUUAUAGUGCUCCUGUUGCUGUUAAUACAUGGUUAGAAUGUGUAACAUAAUAUUAAUAAUAAUAAUGAAUGCCAAUAUCAUCACAAGGACUUGUUAAGAUGAUUAAGAAAAAAAGAAGCCAUUCAGUCAAUAUCCAGAGGUAUAUCACAAAAUAAUAUGAUGCAUUGUUUCCUUUUUACGGCUCUGUUCAUUUUCAAGGAGAUGAUAAUUGCAACAUAAUAAAGUGUUUUCAUCGUU